AUCGGGUCCAGUUUUAUAGAGGAGCAGUAUUUUUGCUAACUCUUGUUAGUGAUUCGUAUUAGGAAGUGCAUUCUCAUACACACUCGGUCAAAACGAUGGCCCAGUACGAAGAAGUGGCUGUGCACGGAUAUGACGAUUUUUGUCAGGCUGUAUCCGAGAGAAAGGGAAAGGAUAUUUUUGUGUAUUUCUCAGGUAAUAAAGACGCCCAAGGAAAGAGCUGGUGCCCGGAUUGUGUGAAAGCGGAGCCAGUAGUAAGAGGGCAGAUGACUCAUCUUCCGGAGGGCUCUGUCUUCAUCUACUGUCAAGUGGGAGAAAGGGCCUAUUGGAAGGAUUCAACAAAUGACUUCAAGAAGACACUAAAGUUGAGUGGAGUUCCAACUCUGCUGCGAUAUGGGACACCUCAGAAGUUGGUGGAGGAAGAAUGCCUCAAAUCCGAGCUGGUGAUGAUGAUGUUCACCGAGGACUGAGGGACCCUACGCUGUUCACAUCUGUCAUUUCAUAAUGUCCUUAAUGUUAAAAAGUUAAAUUCUCCACCAUCAAUUCCAGCAUUAUUGACAACCAUUCUGAUGAUACAUCUCCUUUUGCAAAGCAGCAACUUUUUUAAUUUACAAACAAAAUGAUGAGCAUCCAGCAUAAGACACAGCUAUUCCAUUAAUUCAGUACUUUAACGUCUGCAAAGAGAAACAUGAAGAAUGGAUGGAACUCUAAUAGUAAUUCUUCGUUGGCUGCUUUUAUGUGCAAUCACUCAAUUCAUUUUUGUAAUUUGAGUUUGAUAUGUUUCUUCAAAGGUAACGUCAAUCUUAAACACAAGUUAAUUAAAUCUUUUUGUUAUUCUUCGGAUUUUCUUCAUUAUCACCAUUUUUAUGUUAUUGUAUGUGUGUUGCCUUGAUGUAAGAUUACAAUAAAGUAACACUUGAUGUUGA
Pseudoliparis swirei is the source of this 923-nucleotide messenger RNA. It is a transcript of the gene txndc17, whose product is annotated as thioredoxin domain containing 17. Gene Ontology annotation, cellular component: cytosol. The record is from RefSeq and is a predicted model, not a curated record. Gene Ontology annotation, molecular function: protein-disulfide reductase [NAD(P)H] activity. Lineage: Eukaryota; Metazoa; Chordata; Actinopteri; Perciformes; Liparidae. The coding region runs from base 96 to 467 and encodes 123 amino acids. The transcript is spliced from 4 exons.